This is a messenger RNA of Sporisorium graminicola, 1251 nucleotides long. RefSeq lists its product as uncharacterized. Gene Ontology annotation, molecular function: phosphatidylinositol-4-phosphate phosphatase activity. The record is from RefSeq and is a predicted model, not a curated record. The transcript is spliced from 4 exons. NCBI's taxonomy places the organism in Eukaryota, Fungi, Basidiomycota, Ustilaginomycetes, Ustilaginales, Ustilaginaceae. Bases 1 to 1251 code for a protein of 416 amino acids. Gene Ontology annotation, cellular component: endoplasmic reticulum. Gene Ontology annotation, biological process: phosphatidylinositol dephosphorylation.
AUGUCGGAAGCAGACACAUCACCGCCAGCCACAAAGCAAGAUAAAGUCUCUACGGCUGUUGCGCCUUCGACAGCCGCUGCUCCUCCGACCGGUAAGCAGCAAGACAUUGGCGUCUUGUCUCGAGACAAUCAUGUCCCCGCGGCCAAAUUCGUCUUGACAGAGAAGGCACUCGAUGACGCUCUGAACGACAUGUGGGCCAACAAUGCCAAUGCUAUCUCGCACUGCUACUCGAACACGGAUGCACUCAAGGUCGAUUUCACACGUACGGGCAAGAGGAGUAUUUUUGGCAUGAUCAACGAUGCAACCAAUUCUGUCUACCGGAUGGUCCAGGGAGCCGUCACCGACUUCUUCCGUCAAACCGUGCUCGACUUCACCUACGGCUCGAUCGGUUUGCACGGCCUCGAACGCUACUACGACGAUCUCAACAGCCGUGACCCUUCCGAGUCGAUCCGUCUGGCUCGCGUGCGCGCCUCUGCCAUCGAGAGCUGCCGUCGCGAAGUCGUGCCUGAAUCAGAGGAGCUGCUCGGAGGCUGGACGCUCUGUUCGCCACUGCAAGCGAAUACAGUGGAAGCGCUCAAGCUCGAAGAGAAGGUGGCACUGCUUACGCCCAAAGCGCUCUACGUCUGCAGUUACGACUUUGGAAGUGAGAAGCUCAAUGAGUUUACCAAGGUGCUCGUGGGUGAUAUCGUGGGCAUUCAGCAAGGUCUAUAUGUGACGUCUCCACACGAGUCAUCGCAUCCAGAUGACAACUGGGGCUUUGUCGUAACGUACCUCAACUCCGUCUCGAGGAGCAACACCACCGCCUCGAUCAAGAACAUCUCCACCACCGCCGCCGCUGCCACCGCCGCUGCCGAGUCCGCACAGCGCAUCUUUGCAUUCCGCGCCAUUUCGGACGACAUCGACGAUCCAUCUGCCCUUGCCAACACAAACACCACUCCUCGUUCUCGGCACCUCCAUCACACGGUCAAGGCUACUUCUGGCCAGACUCGGGCCCUUGGCAAAAACGCAGAGGCGGACGAGGACGACGAUGACGAGGAAGAGGGCGGCAUUUCAUCCAAGAAAAGAGUGGCGAGGAUUGUGGAUCUGCUUCUCGAAUGCUGUCUUGACGCGGGAACGUAUGAUCCCGAGGAGGAGGAUGCUGACCAGCCGUUCCUCACGCACAAGACCAUCCAAAGUCUCGACGAAGCCAAGGCCAUGAUGCCUCUAUUUGGUCCUCUGAUCGAAGGCUUGAAGCGCCGCCUUUGGCUCUAA